Molecule: messenger RNA, 1166 nt
Organism: Podarcis raffonei (Aeolian wall lizard)
Lineage: Eukaryota; Metazoa; Chordata; Lepidosauria; Squamata; Lacertidae
Gene: MRPS35
Product: mitochondrial ribosomal protein S35
Exons: 8
Coding region: 35-1045 (336 amino acids)
Biological process (GO): mitochondrial translation
Cellular component (GO): mitochondrial small ribosomal subunit
Molecular function (GO): structural constituent of ribosome
Source: RefSeq, a predicted model, not a curated record
CGCCGGAAAUCGACGUCACGACUCCGGUGCGAAAAUGGCGGCCGCCUGCGGAGGCGCUUCAGGGUUGGGCGCGCUGCUGCUGCGAGGCCGCCUUCUCCGGGCGAGCCGGAACUACUCCGCUGGCUACUCGACCCCUCGGGCGGCGGCCGGCGGCCGCGGCAAAGGUGCAUUGGUACAAAGAGGAAGGACCUCACAAAAUGAUAAAUACCGGAGAGAGACUGCAACUCCCAGAACUGAGAAGAUGGAGGUUGAUCAGGAUUGGACUAGUGUGUACCCUGUUGCAGCUGCUUUUAAACCUUCCUGUGUGCCCCUUCCUCUUCGAAUGGGCUACCCAGUGAAAAGGGGUGUACCUCCAGUAAAAGAAGGGAACUUGGAACUCUUAAAGAUCCCCAAUUUUUUGCAUCUGACACCAGUUGCCAUCAGGAAGCACUGUGCUGCUCUUAAAGACUUCUGCACAGAGUGGCCAGCUGAUGUUGAUAAUGAUGAGAAAUGUAUGCAGCACUUUCCUAUUGAAGUUGACACAGUAGAUUACAUUUCAGCAGGCCCAUCUGUUCGCAAUCCUAAAGCAAGAGUGGUGACCCUAACAGUUAAACUUUCAAGCCUCAACUUGGAUGAUCAUGCAAAGAAGAAGCUCAUUAAACUUGUAGGAGAGAGGUACUGCAAGGGCACAGAUACCCUUACCAUUACAACAGACAGAUGUCCUUUAAGAAGACAAAAUUAUGACUAUGGAGUGUACCUUCUGACAGUUUUAUUCCAUGAAUCAUGGAAAACAGAAGAGUGGGAAAAAGAAAAGACGGAGGCUGACAUGGAGGAAUACAUCUGGGAGAACAGCGCCUCUGAGAAGAAUGCUUUGGAGACACUGGUUCGAAUACGAGCAGGUGACAAAACUGAAGAAGUCAGUAGGCAGGAGCUUCUUGCCUCACAAAAAAUUCUGGCCUACAGAAAGUCGGUGGUUGAAUUGAAAAAUGAAGGAGAAACAGAUAAGAACCUUUCUGAGUAUAAAAACUCUGUCAGGAGACUACUAAACAUGAGUGAGUUGCAGUAAAGAGAACUCUUUCAGGCAUCACAGGCCUAUGAAGAUGUACAUCAUAAAGUUCAGUGGAUCUAAUUUAAACCUUCGUACUUUCAGCCUGCAUUCCCUCCAAAUAAAAAGACACUAUCCCAGA